CCGGCGCGCGGGCUUGCGGGCAGGCGGCGGGCACCGUGCGAGGAUCGGCCACCGGCGAGCGGGAGAUCGAGCGCGCGUGGAGCGUGUCAUGGAGCGGAGGGCGCCCCGCGCCUGCCUCGCCCUCCUCUGGGGCUGCACGCUGGUGGCGACCGCGGCGGCACAGGGCAAGGAAGUUGUUCUGUUGGACUUCGCUGCAUCCAAAGGGGAACUGGGCUGGCUCACAAGUCCCUAUGGCAAAGGGUGGGACCUGAUGCAGAACAUCAUGGACGACAUGCCCAUCUACAUGUACUCUGUGUGCAACGUGGUGGCCGGCGACCAGGACAACUGGCUCCGCACCAACUGGGUAUACCGCGGCGAUGCCGAGCGCAUCUUUAUAGAGCUCAAGUUCACCGUCAGGGACUGCAACAGCUUCCCCGGCGGUGCCAGCUCCUGCAAGGAGACCUUCAACCUCUACUACGCUGAGUCGGACGUGGACUACGGAACCAACUUUCAGAAGCGCCAGUUCACCAAGAUCGACACCAUUGCGCCUGAUGAGAUCACGGUCAGCAGUGACUUCGAGGCACGUCAUGUGAAGCUGAACGUGGAGGAGCGCUCUGUUGGGCCACUGCGCCGGAAGGGCUUCUACCUGGCUUUCCAGGACAUCGGCGCCUGUGUGGCUCUGCUCUCCGUCCGGGUCUACUACAAGAUGUGUCCUCAGCUGCUCAAGAGCCUGGCCUCCUUCCCCGAGACCAUUGCCGGCUCUGACGCGCCCUCUCUGGCCACCGUGGCUGGCACCUGCGUGGCCAAUGCCGUGGUGCCUCCCGGUGGGGAAGAGCCCCGAAUGCACUGCGCGAUGGACGGCGAGUGGCUGGUGCCCAUCGGUCAGUGCCUGUGCCAGGCGGGCUAUGAGAAGGUGGAAGAUGCCUGCCAGGCGUGCAGCCCCGGGUUCUUCAAGUCUGAGGUGUCCGAGAGCCCCUGCCUGCCGUGCCCUGCACAUACGCUGCCGUCCUCCGAGGGGGCUGCCUUCUGCGAGUGUGAGGAAGGCUACUACCGGGCACCGCUGGACUCACUGGCCUUGCCCUGCACACGUCCGCCCACCGCCCCAAACUACCUCACCGCCGUGGGCAUGGGGGCCAAAGUGGAACUGCGCUGGACGCCGCCCCAGGACAACGGAGGCCGGGAGGACAUCACCUAUAGCGUCACCUGUGAGCAGUGCUGGCCUGAGUCGGGCGAGUGUGGGCCCUGUGAAGCCAGCGUGCGCUACUCGGAGCCGCCGACCGCCCUCACUCGCACCAGCGUCACCGUCAGUGACCUGGAGCCGCACAUGAACUACACCUUCGCCGUUGAGGCCCGCAAUGGCGUCUCGGGGCUGGUGAGCAGCCGCAGCUUCCGCACUGCCAGUGUCAGCAUCAACCAGACAGAGCCUCCCAAGGUGAAGCUGGAGGGCCGGAGCAGCACCUCGCUGAGCGUCUCCUGGAGUAUCCCCCUGCCUCAGCAGAGCCGCGUGUGGAAGUACGAGGUCACCUACCGCAAGAAGGGAGACUCCAACAGCUACAACGUGCGCCGCACCGAGGGCUUCUCCGUGACCCUGGACGACCUGACCCCGGACACCACCUACCUGGUGCAGGUUCAGGCACUGACCCAGGAGGGCCAGGGUGCCGGCAGCAAGGAGCACGAGUUCCAGACGCUGUCCACGGAAGGAUCGAGCAACAUGGCGAUGGUCGGCGGCGUGGCAGUCGGUGUCCUCCUGCUGCUGGUGCUGGCAGGAAUCGGCUUCUUCAUCCACCGCAGGAGGAAAGGCCUGCGAGCACGCCAGUCUUCGGAGGAUGUCUACUUCUCCAAGUCAGAACAACUGAAGCCCCUGAAGACGUAUGUGGACCCCCACACGUAUGAGGACCCCAACCAGGCUGUGCUCAAGUUCACCACGGAGAUCCACCCAUCCUGUGUCACUCGGCAGAAGGUGAUCGGCGCAGGAGAGUUUGGGGAGGUGUACAAGGGGAUGCUGAAGGCGUCGGGGAAGAAGGAGGUGCCCGUGGCCAUCAAGACGCUGAAGGCCGGCUACACGGAGAAGCAGAGGGUGGACUUCCUCAGCGAGGCCUCCAUCAUGGGCCAGUUCAGCCACCACAACAUCAUCCGCCUGGAGGGCGUCGUCUCCAAAUACAAGCCAAUGAUGAUCAUCACGGAGUACAUGGAGAAUGGGGCGCUGGACAAGUACCUCCGGGAGAAGGACGGGGAGUUCAGCGUGCUGCAGCUGGUGGGCAUGUUGCGGGGCAUCGCGGCGGGCAUGAAGUACCUGGCCAACAUGAACUACGUGCAUCGCGACUUGGCCGCCCGCAACAUCCUGGUCAACAGCAACCUGGUGUGCAAGGUCUCAGACUUUGGGCUGUCCCGCGUGCUGGAGGAUGACCCCGAGGCCACCUAUACCACCAGUGGUGGCAAGAUCCCCAUCCGAUGGACAGCGCCCGAGGCCAUUUCCUACCGCAAGUUCACCUCGGCCAGUGACGUGUGGAGCUUUGGCAUUGUCAUGUGGGAGGUGAUGACCUACGGCGAGCGGCCCUACUGGGAGUUGUCGAACCACGAGGUGAUGAAGGCCAUCAACGACGGCUUCCGGCUCCCCACGCCCAUGGACUGCCCCUCUGCCAUCUACCAGCUUAUGAUGCAGUGCUGGCAGCAGGACCGUGCCCGGCGCCCCAAGUUCGCCGACAUUGUCAGCAUCCUCGACAAGCUCAUUAGAGCCCCUGACUCCCUCAAGACCCUGGCUGACUUUGACCCCCGGGUGUCCAUCCGGCUGCCCAGCACCAGUGGCUCAGAGGGGGUCCCCUUCCGCACGGUGUCCGAGUGGCUGGAGUCCAUCAAGAUGCAACAGUACACGGAACAUUUCAUGGCGGCUGGCUACACCGCCAUCGAGAAGGUGGUGCAGAUGACCAACGAAGACAUCAAGAGGAUCGGGGUGCGGCUGCCCGGCCACCAGAAACGCAUCGCCUACAGCCUGCUGACACUCAAGGACCAGGUGAACACAGUGGGGAUCCCCAUCUGAGCCCUGGCAAGGCCUCGAAACCCCGUCGGCCAAGAAUACUUGAAGAAGCGGCCUGGCUUCCCUGUCCACUCUGAGCUGGGCCACCACCAGGGACCUUAUUUAUUUCUAGUUGUUUUUACUGGUGCCACUCCGAGACCUCGGCUGGGGCCGUGGACAAUGCUUAGGUCGGAACUGAGAUGUUCAGGGACCCUGGACUGGGAGAAUCUUCAGCUGCGGAGGAUGGACAGACAGCCAAGCACUUAGCAGGCACCGCCGUGUUCCCAGCAUCCCUUGGGGCAGGAGCUCUGCCAAAGCCUUCGGACAUACCAAACAUUUCCCACUGGACUUUCUCUUCGCCGCCUUGGGGGACGGGGGUGUUAGCCUGAGGGCUUAUGAACAGGACACCUCCGGCCCCAUCCCCUCACCUCAGAGGAUAGAUAGCAAAUUCAGCAGCGUGAAGCCCAAACUGGUUCCCCCGCCAUCUAGUGCCUUCCUCAGCCCCCCCAGGCCCCGUCCUCAGCCCCAAGGGGCCAAACUCCUGCUCCCCAGGCCCCUCACAGGCUGCUUGGUUGUGUUGAGGUUUUUUUUUUAAAAAAUAUAUAUAUAUAGAUAUAUAUUUUUUGUACUUUGUGGAGAGAAUGUGUGUGUGGCAGGGGGCUCCAGCCGGGGCUGGGGACAGCCAAGGAGGGCCUGUAUCAGACAUUCCCUGGGCUGGGGUUGGUGCUGGCAGGAUUAUCUGCCUCUUCCCCAGUCCAUCCGCUCUCUCUCACCUCUUUAGACAACAUUCACUACUCUGUCAGUGUUAAUGACUUUGUUUUGUUGGGUAUUUUUUUUUGGAACCUUAAUUUAUUAUUAUUUUUUUUUAUAUUUAUUGUUAGGAAAUGACUUGUUUCUGCUCUAAAAUAAAAUUGCAGAUGGU
This is a messenger RNA of Sorex fumeus (smoky shrew), 3914 nucleotides long. RefSeq names its product EPH receptor A2 (gene EPHA2). Lineage: Eukaryota; Metazoa; Chordata; Mammalia; Eulipotyphla; Soricidae. Gene Ontology annotation, molecular function: protein binding; ATP binding; transmembrane-ephrin receptor activity. Gene Ontology annotation, cellular component: neuron projection; plasma membrane. The record is from RefSeq and is a predicted model, not a curated record. Gene Ontology annotation, biological process: protein phosphorylation; cell surface receptor protein tyrosine kinase signaling pathway; axon guidance. The transcript has 17 exons. Bases 89 to 3016 code for a protein of 975 amino acids.